Penicillium brevicompactum is the source of this 4563-nucleotide messenger RNA. RefSeq names its product putative GTPase activating protein (Evi5). The record is from RefSeq and is a predicted model, not a curated record. The transcript is spliced from 10 exons. Bases 1 to 4563 code for a protein of 1520 amino acids. NCBI's taxonomy places the organism in Eukaryota, Fungi, Ascomycota, Eurotiomycetes, Eurotiales, Aspergillaceae.
AUGGAAGCAGAACCCACAUCCCCGAGCGUCCCCCAUGCGCUAAACCACGAUUCAAUGGUUACUGUCGCGUUGUCCGACAAACAGUCCAAUUCAGAGCACACCCAGCCGGAUUGGUGCACGCUCAACAUCCCCCCGACCCCAGUGGAGAUGACCCAUCUGGAACAAGAGAAUGAGGAGUCCUUUGGCCCGGUGCCACUUCAGGACGCGGCGCGGACAACUCCCACCCCGGAAGAUGAUAUGCCAACGCCAGGCGCGAACGGCGAGCGACAGCAGAGCGAGAUGUUUGACACGGAGGUGGACUGGGAGAACCUCGAUAAGACGGAAGAGCAAGAACCGCGUGGAGAGGGAUCGGAUGAGUCAACCGCAUUGCUUCUCGCCCGUCUUGAACAAGAAAACAACGCCUUGGCUACAAACCCCAAAUCAAGAAUACCCGAUGUUCCUCACGGCAAGAUCCACCAGCGCCAAUCUCGCUCCGAAUCGUUACAUCAGAUCAAGCGGCUCAUUAAGGACCCAGCGAGGGCAGAGCUGCGAUACUCCCAGCUUCCACCACCUCCGAUGACCGAGUUAGAGUUCUGGGCUGCCCUUGUCGCUGAUUACCACCAAACCGCUCAACGAUUGCCGACAUUGACCUCCAACAAGAUCCAAGGGGGUGUGGUGUGGCCCAGCCUGGCGGGCGCACGCGAUCCUAACCUUUUGAAUGAGUUUCAACGACUCCAGGGUGAAAGCAGCCCUUAUGAUGGGUUGAUUGGAAAGGACAUCGGUCGCAGCUUCCCCAAUGUCGAGAUGUUCCGUGAUCCUAAUGGCGAGGGUCAACAAAUGCUCGCCCGAGUGCUGCGAUGCUUCAGUCUCUAUGAUACCAAGAUUGGGUAUUGUCAAGGACUUGGAUUUGUAGUUGGUCCGCUUCUUAUGCACAUGACCGAUGCUGAGGCGUUCUGUGUCCUUGUUCGUCUCAUGGAUCACUACAACCUGCGGACUUGCUACCUUCCGGAUCUGUCGGGUCUUCAUCUCCAUGUGUACCAGUUUCAAAAUCUGCUGGCACGUCACCGACCUGCCCUGUUCGAACAUCUAGAGUCACUGCAUGUUGAGCCUGUGUAUGUAUCGCAGUGGUUCUUGUCAUUCUUUGCCGUCGCCUGUCCCCUACCAAUGCUGCUUCGAAUUUAUGAUGUGAUAUUCUUGGAAGGCGCUUGUGAGACUCUGAUGAGGGUUGCGCUUUCCUUGAUGCAGCGAAACGAAAAGAGGAUUCUUGCCUGCACCGAGUUUGAGGACGUCAUGCAAUUGUUGUUGUCUCGAAGCUUGUGGGAUACAUACGCGUUCAAUGCAGAUGAUCUCGUAAAUGAUUUCGUGUCUCUUACCUCUCUUGUGACCAACGAGAGCCUGCAGACCCUUGAAGCCAGCUACAACCAAUCUACAGGCUGUUCAGCGGGAGUCUCUGCGUCACAAAUGCAAGCCACGGCCUCUGGUUUCCUCGGCCGCCUGUGGGCAGGCUCGUCCAACAGCCAUAACUCGGUCAAGUCACUCAAUCCAAACACCAGCCCACCACGCACGAAUAGCACCAUACGCCGAUCCACCUCGAAACAAAGCUUGACAUCUACCCUUAACUCCAUCGAAACCGCCUCUGAUGCCAGCACUGCCGCGACUGAUCUAUCUGGGGCCACAGCAAGCGUCGAUGGCCAAAAGUCACGCGUCAAGUCCACCAUGUCCUCACACCACAAGGACCGUGAUCUUCACACUCAAAUCGAGGACCUGUUGAUGGCGCUCAGCGAUCUCCAGCGUCAACAAGCCGAUCUCACCCGUGAAAUCCAGCAAGAAAGAGAGGAGCGUGAAGAAGAUCACGCUCUGGCCAAGGAGAUGUUGAAUCAACUCCGGGAGCAAUCAAAUAGUGCAGAGUCGGAAGAAUUGGUCGCAAAAGCCACGGCCCGCUUCGAGUCAGCAAAACCUCGACGUAUCUCCAUUACCCAGACGAAACUUCAGCUCAAUGACGACGUCACUCGGUGGAAGCAAAUGCAUGAAGUGGAGGCCGGUCGCUGUCUGAACCUAUCUCGUCGCAUUGACGAUUUUGAGCAGGAAAACUCGUCCCUCAAGGAACAGCUACGGGAAGCCCGUGGUCGAAUUCAGGACGGUUACCGUGACCGACAGCGACUCGAGCGCAUGAACCGGGAGUUGCGUACCCUCAAAACCCCGGAUUCAUACACACCUCCAGACACUGCCCCCUCAUCCGCAGUCGACGAAGCACAGUCUCCUACCAGCGGUCUUCGCGAACUCAAACUUGCUCGUAACAAUUCGACCAAGACGAAGAGCCCCACCUACAAUAAACGCACUAGUAGCUUGGGUCUGCAAACCGUCUUGUCGACCGAGAACAACAAGCCAGCAGCAGAUGAAGCGCUGCUCAUGGAGUUGGUCAACGCCAAAACCGCCGAGGCAGUGGCUAAACAGGAACUCGAAGAAGUCAAGGGCAAACUAGAUUCAUUACGAAAGAUGAUCAGUGCCCCUCAAGGAGCAAAGGUUGAUAACCGUCAUUCUUUGGUGGGACUGUCGACCUCACGAAUCAACUUGGCCAACCAAUCUCCCCCUGAAGCGCCCAAGACACUUGGGACGCCUCCUACGAACGGAGGUGGCUUCUUCAGUGGAUGGGGUCGGCGAGCGGCAACCAGCGAAAUGCAUAUAUUCGUGGCGCUGCGGAGGCUCUUGGAACUGCCGAAGCUCCGCUUUGCUGCCGCCGCCCUGUUCCUGGUAGCGUUCCUGGUGAUUCCGUACACUAGAGAACAAGCUCUGGCGAUAGUACCAUUGAAAGAAAAGCCAAGCCCUGCAGGAAUUCCCGUGGACCCGUUUCCACGCGAUUACGCUGCCGAGUAUUCUCAUGACUUUCAAGUGGUGAAUGACCCUUAUCCGGAUUAUGAGGGGGAGCAAUGGAUGUCUACAUCAAAAAGCUCCUAUCAGGCGUGUGUAGGUCCCCACGGAAGACCUCUGAGCCGCAACGAUGAAGAUUUGAUGAUGAGCGGAUAUGCCCGGAACACCUCCAAUUUCCCAAGUCCAAUUUUUGGAUCCUACGAGUCAUGGAAUUUGAACCAGACUCUUUGCGCAGAUCGAUAUUCCCGAUACGGCGCAUAUGGCCUUCAGCAGGGCGAUGAAAACAAUCGAAUCCAUGCUUGGAACGGCACUUUUGGAUCCUACCAGGCUGCCGAGAUAGACUGGGGGAUGGUCAACUGGUCAAACUUGCAAGAAGAUUGUCUGCAACGCAACAGUAUGAGAUAUCGCACCGCAGAGAGCUCGGACAGAAAAGCUGUUGCUCUCUACAAGUCGCUGGAUUCAGACUCUUACGAUUCUCCAAAGUCGGUCAAUUCUACCGAAUCCCUCAUACAGCCUCGGACGGCUGUUAUUCUACGAUCGUGGCUCGGAAUGAAAUACACCAACAACGACUUGUACCACAUUCGCUCUAUGGUCAUGGAGCUCUCACUCUACUCUGGUGGAGAGUAUGAAGUGAUCCUGUUGAUCGAUUGCCAGGAAGAAGAACUGCCCGCGGAUGAUGAUCCUCAGGCCUGGAAACUCUUCAAAAAGGAACACUUACCGCAGGAGCUAUGGGGAUUAGCAAUGUUCUUCAACACAAGCAUGCUGAAAGACUGGUAUCCAGAAAUUGAUGUUCACGUGGCGAUAUUACAAUACUUCCAGCCUACGCAGAUCUUUGCGCGACUACAUCCCGAGUACGACUACGUGUGGCAAUUUGAAAUGGACUCGCGAUAUACUGGCCAUAUGUAUGACCUAGUGCACCGCGCAACCGAAUUUGCGAAACGACAACCACGCAAGUAUUUAUGGGAACGCAAUUCCCAUUUCUACAUUCCCGACGUCCAUGGUAGUUGGGAAGAGUUCGUCCACAAGGUGGAUCAGGAAAUGCCCGGGCAUGAUAGCAUUUGGGGCCCUCACCCAGCCGAAGGGAUUGACAUCGAAGGAACUGCCUCCAAUCCCCCUGUUGCGCAUCCAGAAGACGAGCCUGGCACCUGGGGCGUUGGCGAAGAAGCCGAUCUCAUCACAUGGCUGCCGCAUUUCAACCCAGUUGGCACGGACUGGCCUUUCCGUGAUCGUGUCUUCAACUUCCCCCAAGACCAAGGGACCCCACGGUGGGCAGCUGUUGUUGCCAUGUCGCGUAUUUCCUCAAAACUACUUGCUCUUUUGCACAAAGAUAAAGUGCAGCUGGGAGUCGGGCUUGCAUCGGAGAUGUCACCCAUCUCUUGGGCUUUGUACUAUGGACUUAAAGCCGUGCAGAUUCCCCACCCAAUCUACCACGACUCGAAAUGGGAUCCAGUGGAAUUGAAUCGUCGUGCUAACCCCGGUGAGCCUGGCAAGGUCAAUGCUGGAAUGGACAGCAUUUGGAGUUGGGGCCAGCAUGAUGACAUCAUUUUCAACUCGACGUUCAUGUUCAACUCCAAGUUUGCCGAGAAGCUCUAUAGAGCAUGGCUAGGUUAUGAUGGAGCCACAGAGUGGGAAACGCAAAACCCCCGACUCUGUCUUCCUCCCAUUUUCCUACACCCAGUCAAGAAUCUUGAGCGUAUAAAAACCAAAGAAUUUUAA